AUGUCCGAGCUUCUUAGUAAAGGAAAAGGAUUGUUGGGUUUGUCAAAGAAUAAAGAGCGGAAAGCUCGGCAGUAUGAAUAUGGUAGUGACCCCGUUUCAGGACUUCGUAAUAAUAAGGGAACAUACUCUGGUCAGUCGAAAAGAAGACGAAAAGAUACGAAUUCUAUCCUUGAAACCUCAGCUCAUCAUGAACGUGAUGACCUUUCAGAGAAUGCGAGCGCAAGUUAUGGACAUGAAAAUGCGGAUCAAACUACGUGCGCGUCCGGUACAGUAGGAGGAGAAAUGAAAGAAUUCCUGUUGGAGACACAGGAGCUUUUGCAGAGGUUGCAAGAAAGCAACCCACCAAAGAGACAAAAUUGGGCAGAAAGGCAGACACUCUUGACUGAAAGCUGGGAAGAGCAACGGUCAACAAUAUUUAAAGAAUUACUGGAAGCCACUUAUGCUGUUCCUGAAAAUAUCAUGUGCAGCAGAUGCUUAGAUAAAGCUGCAGUUGUGAGAUGUGACAUGUGUUCCACCAUACGACACUUGUGCCCUGAAUGUGACCAGCAAGUUCAUGAAAGCUGGCCAUUUCAUGACAGGGAUGCCAUAGUUAAUGGACACUAUUUCCCAAUCCCUGCAACAACAACACGGAACAGUAAUGGACAGUGGGAAAUAGUUGGUAAUCUUUCAGUUGUUUACACGAGAAGUCUACCUCUUAGAGACCUUUGCUGUACUACAUGUGGCGGAAACUGUGAACCAGACUGUAUUCUACCUAAUACUCACUGCAUUGUUGUCUCCCUUCGAGGUCGGUUUGAUGUAAACCAUAGAAGAUAUAAGUGCCUCCAGUGUGGGAAAAUGCUUUGCACCUCAGAACCAGUUGUCAUCAUCCAGUCUGGCUUUUGGCCAGGGAGUAUCAAAGAUAUGAGGUAUGUCUUUGAUAAGGAGCUUUUCUUAUUCUGGGACAUUCUUCAGAAGCAGCUCCCAGGAGUGUCUGAAGGUGCAUUUCUCAAGUCACUUGAGCUCUUUUCAAAGCGGAAAGGACGUGUUGCAACUGUUAAUGCCACAGCUUUCAGAGUGUCAUUUAAGGAGUGGAAAUAUUGUCAAUUCGAACUCGAUAAAUUGCGGUGCAUUGACUGGAUGGAGUGCCCAUCAUGUAGCCAACAUCAGCACUCUGUUCAUGUUGAUGGGAACAUGAAACUUUACCGUUUUAAAUCUGCAGGGAUAAGGAAAAGAGAGUGUUACUAUGGAGAAACCUUUGUGGUCUCAAAUGAGAAAGUUGAUAGUCACAUUCAUAAGGUCUAUCAAGGUUCAAAGCAAAGGAAAUCAGAUGAGCAGGGAAAGUGUGGAGACUCAAACUGGCGAGCAGCAGGAAAUACAGUUAAAAAAAGAAAGAAUCUGGAUGAGUGUGGUCUGGAGAUUUCUGGAUGUAGGCAUGGCUUGGCGCAACAUGCCAUCAACAUGAUGUAUGGGGAAGUUUAUGGAUAUGCCCAUUAUCUCCAGGUGAACUACUACAUUCCCAAGAAUGUGGAGUUCUUCUGGUAUGAUGUCAUCUGCAAGUACUGGCCAUGGUUAAAAAAGAAUGAUCCAGAAACUUCCAAGAAAAUGAGUCCGGCAUUGUCAGUUAUGCAUGCAAAAGCUCAUGAUUGGUCUUGUCAGGUCUUGUGGGGUGGUCGUUGGCAGAGUGGGGCAGCUGCAACUACUGGGGAGGAGGUUGAGCACAUCAAUAGCCAUUUCUCAAGAUUAGGCUCUUCCACAAAGCAUAUGCUUCCUGAAGGUAGGGAGGAACUGCUCACUGAACAUUCUUUUCAUUGGAACAGACGGAAAAUUGAGAGACUUCCUGGCUCACUUGCAAAACGAUACGCAACGGCAGAGAAUCAGCUCAAGCAGGUGAACAAAGAGAUAGAAGAGCUGUUGAAAAAUCCUCAAAUGAAUCAAACAGAUGUGUGCCUAGAAAGUUGGAAAUCCGAUGUUUUUCAGGCCGCAAAAGAGGACGAAGCUUCCUACCUUAAAAAGCCUCAACUAUCUGACGAGGAGGAGCUAUAUCUAUGUCAUUUGCUGACAUUGCAAAACUGCACCCCCAGACAAAAGUUGCUUCUUGAAACUGCCGAUCACCUCUUUGGGAAGAAGUUCCGAGAGCUUGAAGCUAAACCUUGUGACAAUGUCAGUGCUGGUGAGGUCGUGUUAAUUGAAAAGGGGGCUGCGUAUUUCCAGAAGCAAAUGGAGCAUUUCCACCUCUCAAUUACUCAGUUGGCAUUUAAUAUGGGAAAGCUGGCAGAUGGAUCAAAGCAACGUCAAAGGCUACGUACAAAAAUAUCGGCAGAGAAGAUAAAGCUGGAGCAAGUAAUUGCUAAGUACAAUCGACUUUCAGCCACUGACUCUGUCCAACUGCACGAGAUAGAGAAUGGCAAAUUUCCUUGGAAAGCCGACAUAGGUACACCGUUUUUCACAGGUGUACCUAUCCGUACCAAACGGUUGGUUGUAGACAAACAGAUGGAAGCAUCCAGGUUUCACGAGGAAAUAGAACUUCUCCAAAAGGAAAUGAUACGAUUCAUGAAGUUCUACAAGAACAGUCUUUUACCAUACUUGUUCAAAGAACAGGAGCAACUGCAGGAAUUGUUAAAAGUAUGUAUGAAAGAUGGCAAUGAAGGAGUGGGUAUUGAACUGGAAAGAUCUUCGGAGGAGAUUUCGAGUCGUCGGUACGCCACCGCAUCAACCAAGAAGCAGGUGAUAAUGGCAAAACUUGCCCUAAUCAAGGAGGGUAUGAAUUUCGCUACGAAACAAAUCGCCGCUGGGAUAAGUGCGUUUGCUCCUGUGUUAACUGAAGAGCUACAUGUCUUUCGUAACUUUCUCCUUACGCACGAAGUAGAAGAGGAGGAAGACGCUGACGACGAAGAAAGCUUGAACGGUGAUGGAGAUGGAGAUGAAAAUGACAACAUCAUUGAGUUUCUCGGUGGUAAUGCCAAGGUUCUAGCUCCGGGUGUGUCUUGCUGGAAAUUCCCAAAAGAAAUAAGUCAAGGUUUCUACAAAGGCAGAAACGGAAGUAAUGCCUGUAGCCUAAUUAGUAUCCUUUUAGGAUAUGCUCUAAGUUUCCAAAAAGUUCCGCCCCCGGAGUGCCAAUCAUGUAUUGCAAGUGCCAUCGUAGAGGUAGUGUGUGGUUGUAUCGAAAUUGGCAACCGAGUUUACAAUUUCUGUCGGGAGAGUUUACCUUCAAGAUACCUCUCAAUCCAAGAGGCUGCUAGUGUGCUAGAGAUGUGGUGCACGAUGGAUGUUGGUGACAAUUUACCUGUGCGUUUAAAAGACCACCACGUGAUGUCUACUGUCUCUGGUCAGUUAAAGGAGGCCAUUUCGUCGUGCAAUGCGUUCACAGCGUUUCUUAUUCUUAAUGACAAAACUUCUUUGUUUUAUUUCACCGAUAGUAUCGUAAUGUAUAUUGACACUCACUGCCAUGGCCCAAGUGGUGCCGUGGUACUCACAGCCGAGGAAAAGGAACUUGACUCGUUCUGUACCAAUGUAUGGGAACUAGAAAGCAACGACGAGACUACUUACGGAAACUUGAUAUUUGUUGAUUUUUGAGACUGUAUUUGAGAAAGGAUAGAGGAGCUCCAGCAGUACAAAGUGCCGCGGAAGGAAGCAGAGGACCAUGUAGAUAAGGAUAGCACUGGGGAACUUAAGCGUAUCAGUUUUUUUUCCAUGUGUGGCCAGUGGUAACAUCACUGAACUCAAAUUGAAAUCUCUUUUGUUACCAAACGACAUUCUUAGGUACUUAAAGCAUAAUUUUAAACAUGGAUUCUUACCAUAUCCUUCGAACAGUUUUUUUUCUAUAAGUCAUACUCAAAAUAAAAACAAUGUACCUUGGUGAAUUAAAUUUAUCUUGCUAUGUAUCCUCUGCGAAAAUGUAAAGACUAAAGCAAGCGUAACUGGGCUUGUGUUCGUCAGUUGUCUGCGAGAAGAAUCUAGCUUUCUAUCUUUAGCAAAUAUUAAA
This is a messenger RNA of Pocillopora verrucosa, 3961 nucleotides long. Lineage: Eukaryota; Metazoa; Cnidaria; Anthozoa; Scleractinia; Pocilloporidae. The record is from RefSeq and is a predicted model, not a curated record.